CGGCUUAUCUCUGCGCCACAUAGCACCACGUGACAGUACAAAUGGUGGUCUCUAUACGUGUACGUAAUCGAUAAGGGGGGAGGAGGCACUAAUUCCAUCUUGUCAACGAUUGGGUACUAUCUGGCUGUACGUGGGCCUCAACACCACCUCCCUCUCUCUACCUGGAGGUAUACGCACAAUUUGUUCCCCAAACUUCCACACAUGCGCCCCAAAUGUGGUCUGUUAGUCAUAUAUGUUAACAUAGAUGGCAUACGCGGGCAAGUUGAGCUAGACCUUCUUGACCUCGACGUAGAAUCUGGCCGUUGCCAAGGUCAGGCCGAGGCUGACCAUGACGAACUGCCUCUUCCGUCGGCCUCCGGGACUGAUACGCCUUUCGCGCCAUGCCCUCGCCCUCCGACAACGAUGCAUGAGCACCGUGCCUACUAUGCAGGCGAGUGCUCCAUUCCGGACCCGAAAGAACCCGUAUGAGAAACCGCAAAUACCCAAAAGCAACCCUAAGAAAUAUUUUCCGGCGUCGGAAGAGGAUGUCCAGCCGGGCGAUCAUGUCCUCGCCGUCAGCAGGAAGUACAACAUCGGCUUCCCGACAGCCCUGCACUGGAUCAAGGACUGGAAACCUAAGUCGAACCCGUGCCAGCUGAACGUCAUGAUUUCCGAACGCCACUGCUUCAGCGUUACCUCGAUGAGGUACCUCGACAAGUUCGAGCACCCCUUUGCUAAAUCCGUACUCGGAUUCUAUAUCGCUAAAACUGACAUACCCCUCUGGCAUAAUGCUUAUUCGCACCCCGUAGCCAAGGCCUGCGUGUGUCAAGUAGCCGCCCGAAAGAUCCAGCGCGCAUUUCGUGACUCCCUCGCGGCUCACGGGUAUGACAAAGACGGCAGGAAAACGACGACGGACGAUGCCGGAGUUCGACAGCUAUACGGUACGGCACGGAUAUCGUGCGGGAACCCGAAGGCGGCUUGCAACAUCCAGUUCGCGGACCUCCUAGACCAGAUAAACCCGCUCGUGGACGCGCUCGAGGUGGCGCUGGGUCGGGACAAGUACGGCGAUCUACUGUUCCGAAAAAAGAAGCGGCCGGAGAUAAAACGGCGGAAGCCACAUAGAGAGGAGAAUCGACGGUACGGUGAGGAUGGACCUGACCGGGAGCUGGCGAGGCAAAGAGGUUCAUUAGGGAGCUUAGGUAAUAACGUGACAAGGGGCAGAGGAGGGGUGAGGUACCUGCCUAGCUAGAGUGCAUAGGAGGUACCUCCACCUCCUCGUAACCAAAAGGUACCUCGAACACAGAUACCAUGCCUGUAGGUACCUAACUUAACCUAA
Messenger RNA from Durotheca rogersii, 1315 nucleotides. RefSeq lists its product as uncharacterized. Lineage: Eukaryota; Fungi; Ascomycota; Sordariomycetes; Xylariales; Xylariaceae. The record is from RefSeq and is a predicted model, not a curated record. The coding region runs from base 329 to 1228 and encodes 299 amino acids. The transcript has a single exon.